Lutra lutra (Eurasian river otter) is the source of this 714-nucleotide messenger RNA. It is a transcript of the gene SAP18, whose product is annotated as Sin3A associated protein 18. Bases 16 to 645 code for a protein of 209 amino acids. Gene Ontology annotation, cellular component: nucleus. Lineage: Eukaryota; Metazoa; Chordata; Mammalia; Carnivora; Mustelidae. Gene Ontology annotation, biological process: negative regulation of DNA-templated transcription. The transcript has 4 exons. The record is from RefSeq and is a predicted model, not a curated record. Gene Ontology annotation, molecular function: transcription corepressor activity; transcription factor binding.
CACAGGCGCCGCACAAUGAACUGCGCUUGCGCCAGCGAACGCCCCUCCCCUCUUACCCCGGUCUUCUAUAAAGCCUCGAGUUUCUCCUCGCGAGAGAGUUCGUUCUCAUGCUCGCUGCAGGGGUCGGAGGUCAGACCGAGCGUCUCGCGGGCCGUAGGAGGAAGAUGGCGGUGGAGUCGCGCGUUACCCAGGAGGAAAUUAAGAAGGAACCGGAGAAACCGAUCGAUCGGGAGAAAGUAUGGGGUCCGGAAAGAGACGUGCCCACUGCUGCUGCGUGUUUUCACCACCAAUAACGGCCGCCACCACCGAAUGGACGAGUUUUCCCGCGGAAAUGUACCGUCCAGCGAGCUGCAGAUCUACACCUGGAUGGAUGCAACUUUGAAAGAACUGACUAGUUUAGUAAAAGAAGUCUACCCAGAAGCUAGAAAGAAGGGCACACACUUCAAUUUUGCAAUUGUUUUUACAGAUCCUAAAAGGCCUGGCUAUCGAGUAAAGGAGAUUGGCAGCACCAUGUCUGGGAGGAAGGGGACUGAUGACUCGAUGACCCUGCAGUCGCAGAAGUUCCAAAUAGGAGACUAUCUGGACAUAGCAAUCACACCUCCAAAUCGGGCACCACCACCUUCAGGGCGCAUGAGACCAUAUUAAAUUUUAUUUACUAUUUCUUGAAUUAUUUUUCAUUCAGUUAUGUAAAAUAAAUUCUUUUUCUUCCCCUCA